AUGUCAGCGGCUCAGGUAACUGCAUCCGCCACACAAUCACGGGACAGUAUGGUUGACUUUUGUCAAACUGUCACAAGUUUGAAUAUUGAAGAUUGUAUUCAUUUUCUUCAUCAAUAUAAUUGGAAACUUCAGGAUCUUUUAGACGAUUUUUACAAAGGGAAGGAAUUUAAGAAUAUACCCAAUAAAAAUUCAAAUGAAAAAAUCGAAAAAAAUAGAUCUUCAUCAACAUCUACUCAAAAACCAAAUAAAUCCAAUACGAAUAACGACCAAAACCAACAAGUAGUUGAAGAAGAUGAUCUCUAUUAUGCUCAACUUCUACAUUAUUAUGGUGAUGCAGACGAAUCAGCAAGAAGAUGUUAUUCAGAGGAGCAACAUAAUCAACGACCACAACAAUUUCAGCCACCUCAACAAUUUCGACAACAAUCGAAAGAAAAUAUUAAAAAUGGGCCUAUUUAUCAUGAGAAACAAAAAUAUCUUCGAUGUGGUGUUCAUGCAUUAAAUAAUCUAUUUCAACGCGAAAAUUUAUUCACUCAUGAAUAUCUUGAUGGUAUUGUGCAUCAAUUUGAUAAAAGAUAUGAAAAUAAUGAUUAUGGAACAUCAUGGAUAGGUGAUUAUGAUUUACGUAUAUUAAUAGAAGCUAUUAAACGGCAAGGACAUGCUGUUCAACAAAUAAAUUUUUAUAGUAGUGAACCACUUCAAAAUCUUCCAUGGGAUUCUUAUUUUGGUUUAUUGAUUAAUUUAAAUGGUGCACAUUGGUUGACAAUUAAAUGUCUUAAUGGAAUUUAUUAUAACCUUGAUUCAACAUUAAAGAAACCAUGGUCAAUUGGACCAAAAGAUUAUUUAGUUAAUUAUUUAAUUUUUCUUAUUCAGAGAUUUAAGAGUGUAUAUUUAUUUGCUGUAUUAUAA
This is a messenger RNA of Rotaria sp. Silwood1, 906 nucleotides long. Lineage: Eukaryota; Metazoa; Rotifera; Eurotatoria; Philodinida; Philodinidae. The record is from the annotation of a GenBank genome assembly.